AUGGGGUUCGAUGUGGGGAGCAACCUUAGUGAUGAGGGUUCCGAGGUCAACCCGAUGGACGUCAUACUGAUGGGGAAGGCGGCACCGCACCUGAAGAAGCCCGUGAAGAAGCGUCGUCGUGGGGGGAAGUCUCAGAAGAAGAAAGCGGAGAAAUCUGUGGCACUACCUGCAAUUCGAUCCUUCAAGCCAAACCCUAAGGAUAUCCUAGGCGACACACCAUCAGAUGGCGACUCCGAGUCAGAGUUAGAUGGGAGCAAUACAAGUGGGGACUCGGACGUACCUCAUGCACAAACAAUAGGACGCCCUCGCAAGCCACUCCUGGACCAGCUCACACGCGAGCUGAAUCAGGCGACCGAUGGCAAGAAACGCUAUGGUUGCAUUGGUCGUGGCUGCGAUCGGGCUUGGUCUGGUCGGACAAGUGGCCGAGUCCUUUCUCAUGCGAGCCGGUGUCUGCACCUGUCAACAGAGUUGCGAUCAAAAGCCUCGAAGGCGAGUAGGGAGAACGCCCCAAGUGCAAGGCAGGAGCAACUCGCCUUAGUGUUUGCCCAGAAGGUCGCUCCGAAUGGCGGCAUCACGAACAUGACAUUGGCGCCGGAUCCCUCCACUGUAGUUGCUGCCCAAGCGGCAUUGGCACCCGAGAACUCCCGGUUGGUAGCUGUCGACAGCAGACAGCCCAACCCACAUGCAGCGAAGUCUGGCCAGACGACGCUCGAUGUCAUGGUUGGGCGGGCCGGGCGCACUUGGCUGAAGGCACAGCUUGACCCCGCGAUCUUGAAGUUCAUCUGCUGUAACGGUAUUCCCCCAUCAGUUGUCGAUUCAGCGACGUGGAAGAACAUGUGGGAGAUAGGGAACACAAAGUACAUACCUGUGUCCCGGAGUACGCUCGAGGAGACACAAAUCCCACAGGAGGCAGAACAUGUACGACAUCUGCAAAUUGAGUAUCUCCGCACUCAAAUCAACCUCACCAUCACGUACGACGGUGGUGCGAAUAAGCGCCACCAGUCGUACUAUACUGUGCAUGUCACGACUGCCGCGCCGAAUCGCCAGCAAGUUGUUGAUCCGAUCGGUCGAAGACGCUUCAGCGCCGCUUCAUCGGACAGCACUGGCAACACGAAAGCAUGUCGGCGCUUUCUGUGUGCGACGGUCCCUACAAUCAUGAACAUACCUGAUCCGGUCCAUCAUACAAACCUUCCGAUCAAGAACCUGUGCAAAUUGCCGUUUUUCAAGGACGUGAUUGCAACUGUACGACGCACCUUGCAAUUCUUUUCUAAGUCGGACCAAUCUGCUGAAGAGUUGGCGGUAAUCCGUGAACGCCUCGGUAUACCGCGUGGCCUUGAGAAGAUAGGAAAGACCCGGUUCGCGAUGAUCAUUCGAGCUUCGGUGGCCAUGCGGCGAUGCCUUCCUGCACUCCGAGAUGGCUGCUCAAGUGGGAAGAUCACUGUGGAGGAAACGCAGGAGUGUUUCAUACGCGACUCACCAUCAACGUUGGUCUUCGAGACACAGCUGAAUCAGGUUCUCAGUGUCGGUCUUCCAUUUGCGAAGACGAUCGUCCUCCUUGAGUCGCUACAGGUGUCCCUCGCGGAUUUGUUCCUUUACUGGUGCGGGAUUGAGAGCGUGAUGGCAGAGAUCCGUGCGAUCUACAAUGCACGCUGGAGCGAGAUGUUCGAAGACGGACCUACCGAUGCACACCUGUCUGCAGUCUAUCUUGACCCGAGUCACUACUUGAUGGCACUGCUCCAAGCCGAAGCAGUGCAUGGUGAACACCCUGUCCUGAAUGUGCCGAAGAAACAGUGGAAUCAGCUCGUAAAACAAUUCAAGAGCCAGUUUCUUGCGUACGCACAGAAUAGCUACCCAUUUACCACUGUUCCGCGGCGCAAUGAUGGCCAGACUGCCUUGGAUUGGUGGAUGAUCGUGCAGUCUAUCCCUCACACUGAAGUCCUUGCUGCUCUUGCGAUCAAGCUGUACUCUGUCAUGCCCAACUCGAUGCCCGAUGAACGUACAGCAUCACUCUUCACGCGGCUGAAUAGCCCAGUACGAAACCGGAUGACCCUGCAAGCGAUGGUCCUUCAGCCGCGCACGACGCCAUCGAUCAUUCUUGCAGCCAAGAAGUUUUACGAGAUCGAGAGCACUCUGCGUGAGGAUACAUCAAUUAGCAAAAACCAAACACAAUCUGCAUCACAGGCAAGGGUUCCAGGGAGUGAAAGGGACCACGAAGACGAAGACAUUGAAGAGCCGGAUGGUCACCCAGCGUGGCUCGAUGACUCGGAGAAGAUCGAACAUUGUGGCAGUGCCGAGACAUUCGUGGUAGAGGUGUAUGUGAAUCUCGAGUCCUCCAUUCUUCGCGACUUGCUUUCUAGCGACGGACCCGACCGAUCAGACGUACAGGAGAGUAAGAUGGGUGAAGACAGGGCGGAGAAGGGGGCUGGGGCUGAGCCGGGUGAUAGUGCAGAUGAAGGCGGUGAGGUCGAUUGGGAGUUUGACAGCGACGUUUAG
Messenger RNA from Fomitopsis serialis, 2493 nucleotides. RefSeq names its product ribonuclease H-like domain-containing protein. The coding region runs from base 1 to 2493 and encodes 830 amino acids. NCBI's taxonomy places the organism in Eukaryota, Fungi, Basidiomycota, Agaricomycetes, Polyporales, Fomitopsidaceae. The record is from RefSeq and is a predicted model, not a curated record. The transcript has 8 exons.